UGUCAUAACCUAUGCUCAUUUCUCAACAAAAAGAACAAAACACACACUCUCUCUCUUCUGUCAUAGCAUUUGCAAAUCCAAUUUUCUUUUGGUUCUUUAAGCCAAUUUAUCAGUUGCAAGGGCAUGGCAAAGGAAGGAAAGCAUGGCUCAUUUCAUGCCAAGGACUAUUUUGACCCCCCACCAGCACCUUUGAUUGAUGCAGCAGAACUGAAGAAAUGGUCAUUUUACAGGGCUUUGAUAGCUGAGUUCAUUGCAACUCUGCUCUUCCUUUACAUCACAGUCUUGACUGUGAUUGGCUACAAGAGCCAGAUUGCUAUCUCCUCUGACUCCUGUGCUGGUGUGGGUGUUCUUGGUGUUGCUUGGGCCUUUGGUGGCAUGAUCUUCAUUCUUGUUUACUGCACUGCUGGUAUUUCUGGGGGUCACAUUAACCCAGCAGUGACAUUUGGCCUGUUGUUGGCUCGCAAGGUCUCAUUGAUCCGAGCCAUUGCCUACAUGGUGGCUCAGUCCUUGGGAGCCAUCUGUGGGGUUGGCCUGGUUAAGGCUUUCCAAAAAUCAUACUACAAUAGGAAUGGAGGUGGAGCCAACACUCUUGCAGAUGGCUACAGCACUGGUACUGGUUUGGGUGCAGAAAUUAUUGGAACCUUUGUUUUGGUUUACACUGUUUUUUCUGCUACUGAUCCCAAGAGAAAAGCUAGAGACUCCCAUGUUCCAGUAUUGGCUCCACUUCCAAUUGGGUUUGCUGUUUUCAUGGUUCACUUGGCUACCAUCCCAAUCACCGGCACUGGCAUCAACCCUGCUAGGAGUAUUGGAGCUGCUGUUAUCUACAACAACAAGAAGGCUUGGGAUGAUCAUUGGAUUUUCUGGGUUGGUCCCAUGAUUGGAGCAGCCAUUGCAGCUUUCUAUCACCAAUUUAUCUUGAGAGCAGGAGCUGCUAAGGCUCUUGGGUCAUUCAGGAGCCAGACCCAUGUUUGA
Molecule: messenger RNA, 972 nt
Organism: Durio zibethinus
Lineage: Eukaryota; Viridiplantae; Streptophyta; Magnoliopsida; Malvales; Malvaceae
Product: putative aquaporin PIP2-5
Biological process (GO): transmembrane transport
Cellular component (GO): membrane
Molecular function (GO): channel activity
Source: RefSeq, a predicted model, not a curated record